CACUCGAGGGUGGCCUCCGGUCUUGUGGCCUUGUUACCGUUAGGACGUGUUACCGAGAGGAUUAUUCCGAUUAUUCGCUAAGAUGGUCGCGAUUAAGGGGAGGAAAAGUUCGAAUAAAAAUCCGCCGAUGCUGAGCCAUGAGUUCGUUAUUCAAAAUCAUGCUGAUAUUGUCUCGUGCGUGGCGAUGGUCUUCGUCCUCGGACUGAUGGUGCAGGUGACAUCUCCGUGGGCUUAUACCUUCAUCGCUAUUCAUCACAAUGUCUCCUCUUUGAUUUCAAUCGACGGUACGCUACCGCCACAGCCCACCAAGUACACCACAGGAUGGAAGGAUCCUUGUGCAAUUUUCUUCUACUUUCUCAUUACAAUUAUUAUGCAUGCCGUCAUUCAAGAAUAUAUUUUCGAUAAAAUCUCAAAACGUCUUCGUUUGAGCAAAAGCAAACUUUCUAAAUUUAACGAAUCCAGCCAGCUCGUCGUAUUUUAUGCUCUCUCUGUUAUUUGGGGUAUGGACAUCGUAAUAAGAGAACAUUUUGUCUUUAACGUACCUGCAUUAUGGAUGGACUAUCCCGCACCCAUGUCAUUUUCAUUGAAAUUAUUCUUUAUUGGCCAACUAGCCUACUGGUUUCAUUGCUAUCCAGAACUCUACUUCCAAAGAGCGAAGAAAGAGGAAAUUCCUAAUAGAGUUUUUCAAGCCACUGUCGGUGUAAUAUAUACACUUGGUGCUUAUAUUUUAAACUAUCAACAUGUUGGUAUUAUUCUAUUAAUACUCCAUCACGUUGGAGAGGGCUUGUUACAUAGCGCAAGAUUGAUUCACUUUGUUGAUCAAAAGGAAAAGGCAUCUAAAGCAUCCUUUUACGUAGCCAAUUCAAUGUUCGUCAUUGCUCGAAUUCUCACUGUACUUAUCUCUGCUCUCGUUUUCGUCUACGGUCUAAAUCAAAUCGAUAGCACACUGAAUUGUGCCGAGGGUAACUUCAAUAUUCCAGCAGUUAGAUAUUCCGCUCUGGCAGCAGUCUUGGUCCUGCAAUUCUACAUGCUUUACGUUUUCUUGCAAUAUCAAAAGAAACGUGCUCGUGAAAACGAAGUAUUUGUUGUAUCAAAAGUAAAAGUAUUGAAGCAAAAGCAAAAAAAGAAAGAAACGAGCAAAAAGUCUGGUGGAUCCGAGGAUGAUGAACAGCACGAUGCAGAUCAAAAUAUUAGGAAAAAUCUUAGAUCUAGGUCGUCGACGAAAGUAAAAUAGCGCGUUUCUGCUCCACGUUCCAAGUAUGUGACUCUUCACAAAAACGAAAAUGAAGACAGAAUAAAAAAGACUUACCAAGGUUCUACGAGAUGAUGAAUUUUUUCUAGUUUCUAUCGGUCGUUGCAGUUUAAUGAUAUUUUAUAUACUAAGAUUUGCAUUGAAUCUAAUUAUGUUGUCAGACUAGCUCGUUCGUACAAUUCUUUUGAAAAGAGAAUGCCUUAAGUUGUACAAUUAAAUCAAAUCGGGCUGAAAUCAUUGUAAAUUUAAUAAGCGAAAUUCGUAGUCCUUGCCCAAUAAUCUGGAAACACAAUAAUAAUAUACAAUAUAUUUAUCUUUAUGUCAUUUGAGGCUAUUUUUACGAGUACUUAUGAAGUGUUAUCUUAUAAGUACUUAAAAAUAUUAUACUUAUAAAUUAUUGUCAUUCGUAAAAUAAUUUAUCAAUUGCAAUGUUAGAUUUUUAUAAUUGAUCUUUAUAAUGGAGGCUUAAUGUCAUUAUGACGACUUCAUAGCAAGACUUUUAUAGCAUAAGCAAAUAAUCAAUUGAAUGAAAUGAGAAUAAAGUAAAAAUAAAUAUGUUUGAUUUGAAAAUUAUUUGAAAUAUCAAAAUGUAAAUGUCUUCGAAAACUUUUGUAUCGUUAACGAAUUAAGUUAAACAUGGCAGAAGAAAAUGAUAAGACUGUACAAAAUACCUGAUUACUUUCUAAUACUAUACUCGAACAUAAAUAAUACAUAUUAGUAUUCUA
Ceratosolen solmsi marchali is the source of this 1977-nucleotide messenger RNA. RefSeq names its product translocating chain-associated membrane protein 1 (gene TRAM). The coding region runs from base 83 to 1234 and encodes 383 amino acids. Gene Ontology annotation, cellular component: endoplasmic reticulum membrane. Lineage: Eukaryota; Metazoa; Arthropoda; Insecta; Hymenoptera; Agaonidae. The record is from RefSeq and is a predicted model, not a curated record. The transcript has 7 exons. Gene Ontology annotation, biological process: protein insertion into ER membrane; SRP-dependent cotranslational protein targeting to membrane, translocation.